UUGUCGGUAGGAUUCAAAAAUAAACUUAUUUACCAAAUCAAUUUCUUCUUAAUUGAAAUAAUAAAUAAAAAGUUAAAAUGUUAGCUAAUGAUAUAUCUAUGAAUGUAAUGAUGCUUAUAUCAAUUGUAAUUGUGUUUUUCUUGAAUCAAAUAACUAUAAGUACUGGCAAUACUUUUUUUUGUCAAAAUAAUCAACAAUGUACGUUUCUUGAAUAUUGUCCAGAUAUAGCGAUGCGUAUGAAAAGGAAUGAAUUUCCAAUAUACAGAUUUCGUCAAUCGAUAUGCGAUUAUUCAGGAUUAAGACCAAAAGUGUGUUGCGAUACAAUUAGUUAUCCUGUUAAUCCAACAUUAUAUGAAGAAAACAUAAGAUCACUGUUAGAAUCAAGAUCGUAUUACAAAUGUGGUAAAAGUCUUAUUAAAAAUAACAUUGAUAAUUUUGGAUCUUACCCUUUUCUAGCUAGAAUUGGUUUCAUAAGUAAGUACACUGUUAAUCAUUUGAAAUACCAUGAAUUGAAAAUUUCAAUUUCAAUGUUAUUUCUUUUGAUGGUAGAUUUGCAAACAGGACACAUCAAAUAUCCUUGUAGUGGUACAAUUAUAAGUGAAAGAGCAAUAGUAACUACAGCUUCCUGUGCUCUUGCUAAUUCUCAAAUCUACAAAUUGUAUGUUGUAACUAUUGGAGAAUUUAACACCGAAACAGAUCCUGAUUGUAAUUCCUUACUUUGUGGUUAUAAAGUUAGACAUUAUAAUAUAUCCUAUAUAAUAAAACAUCCGAAUUAUUGUGCUGACAAUUUUGAAAAUAAUAUAGCAUUAAUUCGUUUAGAAAGACCUAUUCAUUUUGAAGUAACAGCACAACCUGUUUGUCUAUUACCCAAAGAAAUUUAUAUUAGAACAGGUUCAAAUACUGUAUUGAUUGGUUGGGGUAGAUUAUCGGAUCAAAAAGAUAUGUUAAAUAUACAACAAGAAUUAAAAAUGGUAUUGUUACCUAAACAAAACUGCUUAGAUUUUAUAAAUGAAGGAUACUCGGUAGAAUUGUGUGCUAGCGGAGAAACAGAACCUUGUUCAGCUUACAAUGGAAGUCCCCUAUUGUACAAAUAUAGUGAUACUUAUUUUUUGGUAGGAAUUCUAUCCUAUGGCUCCAACUGUGAUGACAAAUCAAAUUUACCAGUGGUUUUUGUGGAUGUAAAAAAAUAUACGAGAUGGCUUUUAGAAAAUCUUUAAAUAUUUUAUAUGUAUAUAAA
Molecule: messenger RNA, 1237 nt
Organism: Polistes dominula (European paper wasp)
Lineage: Eukaryota; Metazoa; Arthropoda; Insecta; Hymenoptera; Vespidae
Product: venom protease
Biological process (GO): proteolysis
Molecular function (GO): serine-type endopeptidase activity
Source: RefSeq, a predicted model, not a curated record